This is a messenger RNA of Miscanthus lutarioriparius, 1452 nucleotides long. The record is from the annotation of a GenBank genome assembly. NCBI's taxonomy places the organism in Eukaryota, Viridiplantae, Streptophyta, Magnoliopsida, Poales, Poaceae.
AUGGACAACGGAUCCGAGAAGCAGAUCGCCGUUCUGUACCCCGUCGGCGGCGUCGGGCACAUCGGCCCGAUGACGCAGCUCGCCAAGGUCUUCCUCCGCCACGGCUACGACGUCACCAUGGUGCUCAUCGAGCCGCCCAUCAAGUCGACCGACUCCGGCGCCGGCUUCAUCGAGCGUGUCGCCGCCUCCAACCCGUCCAUCACCUUCCACGUCCUGCCGCCGAUCCCUCCCCCGGACUUGGCCAGCUCCACCAAGCACCCUUUCCUCCUCAUACUGGAGCUGAUGCGCCGGUACAACGAGGAGCUCGAGAGCUUCCUCCGCUCCAUCCCCCGGGAGCGCCUGCACUCCCUCGUCAUCGACCUGUUCUGCACCCACGCCAUCGACGUGGCAACGAAGGUGGGCGUCCCUGUCUACAAGUUCUUCGCCUCAGGCGCCGGGACUCUGGCCAUCUUCGCCCAGUUGCCGGCGCUGCUUGCCGGCAGACAGACGGGCCUCAAAGAACUUGGGGACACGCCCCUCGAGUUCCUUGGGGUCCCGUCCAUGCCGGCGUCCCAUCUCGUCACGUCGCUGCUGGAGAGUCCGGAGGACGAGCUGUGCAGGACCAUGAUGCAGAUCUUGGAGCGCCACGCGGACACCCACGGCGUUCUGGUCAACACGUUCGAGUCGCUGGAGAGCCGGGCCCUGCAGGCGUUGAGGGAUCCCCUGUGCGUUCCCGGCCAGGUGCUGCCUCCAGUUUACUCCGUCGGGCCGUUGGUUGGCACGGGCUUGACGAUGGACAAGCAGGAAGGAGGUUCUAGGCACGAAUGCCUCGCGUGGCUGGACGCGCAGCCAGAGCGCAGCGUGGUGUUCCUCUGCUGGGGGAGCAAGGGCGCCCUACCAAAGGAGCAGCUCAAGGAGAUCGCCGUUGGCCUGGAAAGAUGUGGGCAACGGUUCCUAUGGGUCGUGCGCACGCCGGCAGGCAGCGACGGGCCCAGAAGAUACUGGGAGCAACGUGCCGAGGCGGAUCUGGACGCGCUCUUGCCGGAGGGCAUCUUGGAGCGGACCAAGGGCCGCGGCCUCGUCGUCACGUCAUGGGCGCCGCAGGUGGAUGUGCUCAACCACCCCGCUACGGGCGUAUUCGUCACCCACUGCGGGUGGAACUCGACGCUGGAGGCGAUCGCGGCGGGGGUGCCGAUGCUGUGUUGGCCACUGGCGGGCGCGGAGCAGAGGAUGAACAAGGUGUUUGUAACCGAGGACAUGGGCGUCGGGGUGGAGAUGGAGGGCUACAUGGCAGGUUUCAUCAAGGCUGAAGAAAUAGCGGGAAAAGUGAGGCUAGCGUUGGACGCCGAGGAGGGGACGAGGCUUAGGAAACGAGCAGUGCAGCUGAAGAAAGAAACGCAGGAAGCGCUGGAGGACGGUGGCUCGUCGCAGGCGGCAUUUCUCCGAUUCUUGUCAGAUGUUGCAAGUCUUUAG